AUGUUUAAUGAAUUUGAGAUGACGGAUAAUGGAUUGAUAUCCUAUUUUCUUGGCAUUAAAGUGAAGCAGCAACAAGAGGAGAUUUUUAUAUCCCAGAAGAAGUACAUGAAAGAUAUCUUAGAGAAGUUCAAGAUGAAUGAAUGCAACCCUAUGAACGCCCUAGUAGCCAUCAUAAUGAAGCUACCAAGAGAAGGAGACGGAUGUUUCGUGGAUUCAACUCUUUUCAAAAGUCCAGUUGGCGGCUUGAGAUACUUGACGAUCACAAGGCCCGAUAUUACUUAUGGAGUCGGACUUGUGAGUCGCUAUAUGGAGACACCGAAUGAGCCUCAUUGGCUAGCUGCGAAGAGGAUACUAAGGUAUAUCAAAGGCACACUCAACCUGGGUCUCUUCUAUAUAUAUGAUGAAAAUGCACAACUAGUUGGUUACUCAGAUGGUGACUGGGGAGAUGAUCAAGAUGAGAGGAAAAGUACCACAUGCUAUGUCUUUUAUCUUGGGUCAACUGCAUUUUCAUGGACCUCAAAGAAGCAAGGAGUUAUAGCUUUAUCUUCAUGUGAAGCAGCGUAUGUGGCGGCUGCAUCUACAAUAUGUGAAGCAAUUUGGUUGCGAAACAUACUAAAGGAGUUGGAUCAUCCACAAGAAGACUUGACCAUAAUUUUUGUGGACAACAAAUCAGCCAUCUAG
This is a messenger RNA of Asparagus officinalis (garden asparagus), 681 nucleotides long. RefSeq lists its product as uncharacterized. The transcript has a single exon. The coding region runs from base 1 to 681 and encodes 226 amino acids. The record is from RefSeq and is a predicted model, not a curated record. NCBI's taxonomy places the organism in Eukaryota, Viridiplantae, Streptophyta, Magnoliopsida, Asparagales, Asparagaceae.